Messenger RNA from Vespa velutina, 2371 nucleotides. Its product is annotated as probable ATP-dependent RNA helicase DDX43. Bases 208 to 2088 code for a protein of 626 amino acids. Lineage: Eukaryota; Metazoa; Arthropoda; Insecta; Hymenoptera; Vespidae. The record is from RefSeq and is a predicted model, not a curated record. Gene Ontology annotation, molecular function: RNA helicase activity; RNA binding; ATP binding. The transcript has 12 exons.
CGUAAGUGUACUAUUUCAAAUAUCUGUUAGUAGUAGUAGAUUCUUUUACAGUUAAUUUAAAGUUUAAAUAAACAUAUAAGAAAAGCGUCUAAACAUUCAGAAUUAAUUUUUUACUUUUAAAAUUUUAUACAUCGCAACGUCGUUUUAACUGAAAGGAAAAGUUCCAUAUUUUAUUAACGUGUGAUAUAAUAUAAUAUAAUAUUUACAAUGGCAGAAUUACAAAUGAAUGAGGGAUGGAAUAGUGAUCAAGAAUUUGAAUAUCCAUUUGAUGAACAAGAAACUGAACAAGUAACAAGAAAAAAAAUUUAUAAUACAAAGACUAAAUUCAAUAAUUUUAGAAGUUCCAAAAGUGGUUCACAACAAGCAAAAUCAAAUGAUCUAAUUAUAAAUAUAGAUUCAAAGAAAGUAGGUAAACUUAUAGGCAAGGGUGGUUGCAAUAUAAAGGAAUUGCAAGAGAAAAGUAAAACAAGGAUUCAAAUAAAUCAAUCUACUACAUGUGGUAUUAGUACAGUUACUUUAAUCGGAUCUCCAGCAGCACAAAAUAAAGCUAAAGAAUUAAUUGAUGAAUUAUUAAAAGAUACUCCACAACCUGUGAAAGCUGAGCAAAAAAAGGGAACAAAAUUCAAUUUGAAUCGAAUUAACAAAAGUCAUGAAGAACCAUUUACUUAUCCACCUAUAUAUAAGAACUUUUAUCAAGAAGAUCCUUUUAUUACACAAAUGUCUGCUGAACGUGUAGCAGAAAUUAGAUUACAAAAUAAUAAUAUUGAAGUUCAAAUUGUAUUUGACGAUGAGGAAAGUAAUGUUGACGUAUGUUGCAUUCCUAAUCCUAUUGAAACAUUCGAACAAGCUUUCCAUAAUUAUCCGCAAGUUCUUGAAGAAAUAAAAAAACAAGGCUUUACAAAUCCAAGUCCAAUACAGCGUCAAGCAUGGCCAAUUCUACUUAGUGGUAAAGAUAUGAUUGGUAUAGCACAGACUGGAACAGGCAAAACGUUAGCAUUCCUUUUGCCUGCAUUAAUUCACAUUGUUGGUCAAAAGACGCCUUUUAAUGAAAGAGUUGGUCCCAAUGUCCUUAUUUUGGCACCAACUAGAGAAUUAGCAUUACAAAUAGAAAAAGAAGUAGGAAAAUAUUCGUAUCGUAAUAUUAAAGCUGUUUGUCUUUACGGUGGCGGUAAUCGACAAGAUCAAAUUGAUAUAGUAACAGAAGGUGUACAAAUAGUCAUAGCUACACCGGGAAGAUUAAAUGAUCUUGUAUUAGCAAGAGCUAUAGAUGUAAGAUCUGUUACAUAUCUUGUACUAGACGAAGCAGAUCGUAUGCUGGAUAUGGGGUUCGAACCUCAAAUUAGGAAAAGUUUAUUCGAUGUGAGAUCCGAUAGACAAACUAUAAUGACAAGUGCUACAUGGCCACCAGGUGUUAGACGCUUAGCACGAUCAUAUAUGAAAGAUCCAAUUCAAGUAUUUGUUGGAUCGUUAAAUUUAUCAGCUGUACAUACAGUAAAACAGCAUAUUCAUAUAAUCGACGAAGAAGAUAAAUUGGAUGUGUUUUAUGAAUUUAUUCGGAAUAUGGAUCCCGAAGACAAAAUUAUUGCAUUUUUUUCUAAAAAAGCAAGAGUAGACGAUGUAGCGAGCGAGCUAUUUCUCUCACAUAUUAAAAAUGAAAGUAUUCAUGGUGGAAGAGAUCAAGAAGACAGAGAACAAGCCAUAGAAGGUUUAAAAAAUGGCUCUGUACGAAUUCUUCUUGCAACAGAUGUAGUCAGCCGAGGUAUUGACAUCGAGGAUAUAACGCAUGUCUUCAAUUAUGAUUUUCCACGUGAUAUGGAAGAAUAUGUCCAUCGAGUUGGACGUACAGGUCGCGCUGGUAAAACCGGCGAAAGUAUAACGUUAAUGACCAAAGAUGACUGGUCACAUUCCAAAGAACUUAUCAGUAUUUUAGAAGAGGCUAAUCAAAUGGUGCCAGGUGAGUUAUAUAGUAUGGCCGAAAGAUACAAAGCCUGGAAAACGAAACGGGCGGAAGGACGAGCGAAUCGUUCAAGUGGGCAAGGCUAUAAGUUUGGCUAUAGUAGACAAAAUAAGUGGGGCGGAAAAUGGUAAAUUUUACCAUUAAUCAACAGAGGGUCUACACUUAGUUAUUCUUUUUAUUUUUUAUUUUAAUUUUAUUUCUUUUUUCCCCCUUUUUUCCAUUCCAUGUAAAAACUUGUACAAAUCAAUCAGUUUUUAAAGUAAUGCAUUUCACUUAGAUUGUAGAAUUUGUGCAAUGUUUUUAUUUAGUUAAUUGUACAUAUUUAGUUAAUUGCUUGCACAUAUCAAUACAGUGAUUGGGGGGUGGGGGGAAAGAGGAAAUAAUCUAUUUAAAAUAACUAUAUUUUUAUACAUA